AUGUCUACUGCUGUUUACUACAAUCACAACAUGCACGGUGACGAAUCAACUAGACACACGUUGCCCUCCCUUUCCCAAAUCAUGCCACCUGUUCAACACCAACACCAACACCAACAUGGAGCAGGUGCAGGUGCAGGUGCAGGUGCAGGUGCAGGUGCAGGACAAGUGUCUUCAAAUGAAGCUGCUUUGACUUCCUCCACCACAACUUCGCCAAGUUUGAAUGGAUACUCCAGUAGCGGGUUCUUGUACCAACAACAACAACCUCAACAACCACACUCGAGUGCUGCUGGCUCAAGUGGUUCAACUGUUCAGUCACACCUGGGGUAUAUGCUGGAUCCAUAUUCCAUGGGUUCUACUGCACACACCACACCAACCUCAAACUAUACCGGUUACGAACAAGCACAUAGCAACAACAAUAAUAGUAACAAUAACAGUAACAAUAACAGUAACAGUAAAAUUACAUCCAGUGCUACCAAAAGUUCUUUAUCUAGUUCGCCAAAGGAAGCUGUUUGUAUCUGCAAAACCAACCCAAACAAGAUUCCACGUCCAAGAAAUGCCUUCAUCUUGUUUAGACAAAAGUACCACCAAAUUGUUUUGGAUGAAGGCACUGUGAUUAGAACCAACCCAGAAGUGUCGCGCGAGCUCGGUAGAAGAUGGAGAUCACUUAAGCCCGAGGAAAAAGAAUACUGGAACAAACUUGCCGAGGAUGAAAAAACUAACCAUGCCAAGAAGUACCCAAACUACAAGUACCAGCCCAAACGUAAUGGUAAAGACAAAAACUGUUUGGUGUGCAAGGACAAACCCACUCAAACGUUAGACUUUAAGAAGAACGACAAGGAUGCUUCUGCUUCUGCUGCUGCUGCUGCAAAAAUGAGACAAUACCUGGAUGUAUCUGCUCACUCAUAUCUCAAUGGAACUAGUGCCGCUGCUGCUAAUGUUGGUGCGCCACUCCAAUAUGACCAAUUGCAACGUCACCACUCUGAGGCUAUGCUCAUUACCCCACACCAGCAAAUGCAAACUGACCAAUACAAUAUCUACAAGCAACAACAACAACAACAACAGCAACAGCAGCAACAACAACAGCAACAAUACCAGCAAUCUAUUCAAGCUCAACAACAGGCGGCAUUGCAGGCAGCUGCAAAUAACGGGUACCUGGGUUACAUUAUUACAAAUCCAUACAUUAUUCCCUCUAGUUCUUCAACUACCCUGCUUGUGCUGACAUCAGCCAACUCCAUGGCCAGUUUGCCCAUGCCUUCUGCUACAACAGCAGGACAAUCAAGUGCUGCUGCGUACUAUGACAAUAGUGACAAGUUGUCGCCAUUAGCACAUCCAUUAGCACAAACUGGCGGUGUCAGCGGCUACACUACUUCAUUACAACCAAUUCAGCAACUGCAACCUUUGCUUCUGCAACAGCAACAACAACAACAGCUGCUGUUGCAACCGGUGGCUAUUGCAAAUGGCGCAGAGUUAAAUUAUGGCGGUGUCACUGGUGGUGCUGCCACAGGAGGUGCUGGCUACGACUCUUUUGCUCAACAACAUUAG
Lodderomyces elongisporus is the source of this 1542-nucleotide messenger RNA. It is a transcript of the gene RFG1, whose product is annotated as HMG domain-containing transcriptional repressor. The transcript has a single exon. Gene Ontology annotation, biological process: negative regulation of transcription by RNA polymerase II; anatomical structure morphogenesis; cell differentiation. The coding region runs from base 1 to 1542 and encodes 513 amino acids. NCBI's taxonomy places the organism in Eukaryota, Fungi, Ascomycota, Pichiomycetes, Serinales, Debaryomycetaceae. Gene Ontology annotation, molecular function: RNA polymerase II cis-regulatory region sequence-specific DNA binding; DNA-binding transcription factor activity, RNA polymerase II-specific. The record is from RefSeq and is a predicted model, not a curated record.